CAGGUUAAGAACUGCUACGAAAGACAAACGACCUACUCAGAUCGUAUGAGCUACCCGAUUCUUUCAAGCCGCUCAGUUCUUUCAGAUUGGGUUGAUAGUAAGCAAUAAUAAUAAAUUAUUAUUAUCCAAAUCGAAUAUAUCUUGGAUCGCUUUCUCGAACAACUUUAAUGUGAUGCGAAUGCACGUCGUCGUACGCAGUGAACGUAUUAAUUAGAUAUGUAUUAUACGUGAAUAUAAUCAUAUACAUAUCUCCAUCUUUGUUAAAAUAAAUCAAACGUUACCAAAUGUUUUACAGGAAAUGUCAUCGAAUUGUUACCAUCUAUACACCUCUAUUUUCUCGAAAUCAUCUCCAUACUUAACCAGUAAUGUGUGCAAAACAUAACCAAAACUUUAGAAUUAAUCCAUAAAAUUGAACCAAUUCUAUCAAAAUAAAAGGAUGAUUAAGCUUAAAUUCUGUCCCAGAAGCUUACACUACAAUUGCUACUGGUAACACUAACACUUAAUCUAAAGGGACAGUCGGCAACCAACGAACACAGGAAUUUCGAUAAACUAUAGAAUUUCGAUAUAACAAUACCUAACAAAGUACCAACAAGAAUAUAUUAGUUAAACGAACCUGAUAAUAGUCGAUAGAAGUCAACAAUACAAUGACUUAAUUGGCUAGAACGAAAUAGCUUCGCUAUCGUUUAAAGACGCGCGCAAAAUUAAAAUAUUGUAUGCCAAGGAAUUUGAUUUAAGCAACGAAUUUUUAAAGUUUGAUAUCUAAUGAUUGAUAUGUAUUAAUUUACAAUUUAGAUUUAAUUUAAACUCAUCUGUGAUUCAAGUCACUACUAUACUUAAUCGAUAAUGCCGCAUGUGACACAAGAACGGUCUAUUCUCUACCCAAUCUGUGUCUAUUACCUCGUCUGUGAUCUGUCAACAACUGUAGUUACCCAGUGAACCAAAGCGAUACAAACUUUGUGCAAUAGAUGGACCAUAUAUUAUGUCGAGUUUUAGAAUAACAAUAUCAAGUGUAAUUUGAAUUAGAAUUACUCGUGUCAUUGAGAAUAUGGAAAAAACUAAUGUAGCCGAUACAGAUAAUAUCAAAAAGACUUUAACUUUAGAGGAAGAGCAGAAAGUAAUUGAUAAGGCACCUUUUCAGCAUCUAAAAAUUACUAAUGCGCAAAUUUUGAAUACAAUAGAAGGUAGGAAGAUAUGUGAACGUUGUAAUAGAUCAAGAAAAUUUUUUUGUUAUUCAUGUUACAUACCUGUUAUUAGCAAGGAGUAUUUUCCAACAAUAAAGUUACCUAUUAAAAUCGAUAUCAUUAAACAUGCACGUGAAAUUGAUGGAAAAAGUACUGCAAUUCAUGCAGCUAUACUUGCUCCAGAAGAUGUGAGAAUUUUUACAUAUCCUAAUUUUCCAGAAAUAUUGAAUAAAGAAGAGACUGUUUUAAUUUUUCCUAGCCCUACGGGUAUACCUGUGGAUUCCUUAUUCAUAAAGAAAGUUGAAGAGGAUAAUAAAACAAUUACAAAGACAAUAAAGAAUGCAUUUCCUAUAAAAAAAGCUAUCUUUAUUGAUAGCACGUGGCAUCAAACAAAAACUAUUUAUAAUGAUCAACGAUUACGAGAUUUGAAAUGUAUCAUUUUAAAAUCAAGAAUAUCACAAUUUUGGCGUCAUCAAAAAAAGAGUCCACGAUGGUAUUUAGCCACAAUUGAGGCAAUUCAUCAGUUUUUAGUAGAAUUGCAUACAUGUGCAUUUGGUGCAAUACAAGGAUAUGCUAACAUAAAACAUACUGAAGAAAAUUCCACAAAUACAAUAUGUCAAAAUGUGAACGAGUUACCUGAAAUAGAUCAAAGAUAUAUAGGUCAAUACGAUGAUCUUUUAUAUUUUUUUAAAUAUAUGUAUGAGAAGAUUCAUACUAUGUAUGAUCAUGAUAAAUUAUUGGCAUAUAAGAGAUCAUUAAUAUAAUUCUGUGAUAAUAAAAAUUUUUAUAAGGAAAAAUAUUAAAUAUCUCAUAAUUCUAUUAAUAAAAAAGAUUAGCAUCA
Messenger RNA from Bombus huntii, 2022 nucleotides. Its product is annotated as tRNA-uridine aminocarboxypropyltransferase 1. Bases 1046 to 1945 code for a protein of 299 amino acids. The record is from RefSeq and is a predicted model, not a curated record. Gene Ontology annotation, molecular function: tRNA-uridine aminocarboxypropyltransferase activity. Gene Ontology annotation, cellular component: nucleus. Gene Ontology annotation, biological process: tRNA modification. The transcript has 6 exons. Lineage: Eukaryota; Metazoa; Arthropoda; Insecta; Hymenoptera; Apidae.